CGCCUCAUAUUGCUUCGGGAAGGCUUGUGCGAAUUUUAUCCGCCAUGAGAACCUACACGAUUCUACUUUUGAGUGUUGUGGUUAUCAGUAGAAGCGUGAUUUCGGCAAAAACGGUGACAGACAAUGUGCUGCGAGUUCUAUCCCCGGCUUAUGAAAUCUGUGGGAAAAGUGAAGAUUUAGUGAAGUGCUUCAAAGUGCAGGCUGCAAAGCUCAUAAGCAGGGCGUUGAAAGCGUCUAGGAUAAAACUGUUGCAGGGCGUCUACAUUGUCAAGAGGAAUGACACGGAAGAUGUCCCCGAGAACAUAACGAGCAACAGCGAUUUGUAUUCAUCAUCUUCAAGGAAUAUGGAUGACAUUUUGGGUGAACGUCUUAACCAACUGGCGGAUACGCGAAAGCUCCAAAUUAACAUUCCUAGAUUCUUCCAAUAUGGUCAGCAGAGGGGUGUGGAGCUGGUCGAGGAAGGACGAAAGAAAAUGAAGAAAUACUUGGGCCCUUUCAUAGCCGCGGUACUGCUCAAGGCGGCGAUGCUUAAAAUGGCCUACCACUCCAUAGCAAUAGUGGCGGGCAAGGCCUUGAUCGUUGGGAAAAUCGCGCUAAUCAUUAGUGCGGUAAUUGGUCUUAAGAAACUCGUGUCGACCGAGGGUCACGAGAAAACCACUUACGAGAUCGUCAAACAUCCGCAGUUCCAGCAGAGCCACACAUAUUCAUCAUCAUCUAGUCAUGGGGACUAUGAACCACACGACAGUUCGGGGUCCUUCCAUCGCAGCAUCAGCAACGAAGAAAUGCUGAUGCAAGACAAAGCUUACCAAGCGCGGGCAAAUUGAUUGUUUGCACUUCGAUAUUUAUUUUGUAGGAAUAAGGAAUUAAUAAAAGUUUAUCAAACUGAA
This is a messenger RNA of Hermetia illucens (black soldier fly), 887 nucleotides long. RefSeq lists its product as uncharacterized. The record is from RefSeq and is a predicted model, not a curated record. Bases 45 to 824 code for a protein of 259 amino acids. Lineage: Eukaryota; Metazoa; Arthropoda; Insecta; Diptera; Stratiomyidae. The transcript has a single exon.